This is a messenger RNA of Nomia melanderi (Alkali bee), 1832 nucleotides long. Its product is annotated as synaptic vesicle membrane protein VAT-1 homolog-like. The record is from RefSeq and is a predicted model, not a curated record. NCBI's taxonomy places the organism in Eukaryota, Metazoa, Arthropoda, Insecta, Hymenoptera, Halictidae. Gene Ontology annotation, molecular function: zinc ion binding; oxidoreductase activity.
ACGGCAACACCGCGCGCGUCACCGGCCGGCGUAGCCGGCACCAAAGCGUUCUCGGCACUCUGUAGUGGAGAAUUGCGCAGAACGACGUUGGCUCUCGUCGGGUGCGGACGUGCUACGGUUUUCAAACGUGAUAUAGAGUAGACUGGUCGAGGCUUUCCUUUUGUCCUCCUCGUAUCCUUUGAAUCGUCGAUCAACAGAUAGAAACGUAUCAUCUCCUUUAGCGUUCGUUUCGCUAAGAAAGUCAUCUAGAGGCUAAAAAAGAAAGCGAGAGGAAGAGAGAGAAAGAGAGAAAGAGGGGAUAAAGAGCGGCGGGAGCAAAGUUUCAAAAGAAGUCAAGAAAAAUGGCAGAAGAAAAGAACGAGACCAGCCCGAGCGCCGAGGGUGAAAAGCCACCACAGGAAGCGCCGCCGGCCGAGAAGCAAGAAAAGGAGGAGUCGAAAGAGAGCAAAGAGGAGUCGAAGAAAGUAGAAGAGAAUGGCGACGGUGAGAAACCGAAGGAGAACGGCGAGGAGAAACCCACGCCAGAGCCGAAGGACAUGCGGGCUAUAGUACUGAACGGUUUCGGCGGAUUGAAAAGUGUCAAGGCGCUCAGGAAGCCUAUGCCCACCCCCGCCGAGGGAGAAGUCCUGAUCCGUGUCAAGGCAUGCGGAUUGAGCUUCCAAGAUCUGAUGGCGAGACAGGGCGCUAUCGAUUCCCCGCCGAAAACCCCGUUUAUCAUGGGGUCCGAGUGCGCAGGUGACAUCGAGCAGGUCGGCGAGGGCGUGGAGAACUUUAAAGUGGGCGAUCGAGUGGUCGCGUUCCCCGAUCACAAGGCGUGGGCAGAGCUCGUCGCCGUGCCGGCCACGUCCGUUUUCGCGUUGCCGCCCGGCAUGAGCUACCUCGACGCGGCCGCUAUCACCAUGAAUUAUACCGUCGCUUACAUUUUGCUCUUCAAGCUGGCCAACCUGACGCCCGGAAAGAGCCUUCUGCUGCACAACGCUGGCGGCGGUGUGGGUCAAGCGGUGGUCCAGCUGGCGAAAACAGUGAACGACGUGACGAUCUUCGGUGUGUGCAGUAAAUCGAAACACGAGUCCCUGAAGGCGACCGGUACCAUCGACCAUAUCCUCGAGCGGGGCACAGACUACAGCAGCGAGGUCAGAAAGAUCUCCCCGGAGGGCGUGGACGUGGUACUCGAUUGCCUGUGCGGCGAGGAGUGCAACAAGGGCUACGCAUUGCUGAAGCCUAUGGGGAAAUACAUCCUUUACGGGUCCAGCAACGUGGUCACCGGAGAAAUGAAGAGCUUCUUCUCGGCGGCGCGAUCAUGGUGGCAAGUGGACAAAGUGUCUCCCAUAAAGCUGUUCGAGGAGAACAAAACGUUGUCCGGGCUGAACCUCCGCCACCUGAUGUACAAACACGGCAGCCAGGAGUUCGUGCGGCAGUCGGUGGAACGGGUGUUCACCAUGUGGGGCGAAGGUAAGAUCAAGCCGGUAAUAGAUUCGACGUGGGCAUUGGAGGACGUGCCGGAAGCCAUGCAGAAGAUGCACGACCGCAAGAACAUCGGUAAGAUCGUGUUGGACCCGAGCCUCGAGCCGAAACCGAAACCGGCGACGCCGGCCAAGGGAAAAGCGAAAGACAAGAAGGCGGCCAGCCAGGACGAGAAGAAAGCGUCGAGCGUGGAAUCGGAGGAGGGAGAGAAGAAGAAAGAACCAGAAUUGACCAACGGGACAUCCGAAGACAAAUCUGAUAGCGAUUCGAAAGAGAAAGAAUCGAGCUGAAUUAGCGGCGCUAGCUAAUUCUAUCACGCGUAUAUAUAUACAUAUAAAUAUAUAUAUAUAUAUAUAUAUAUAAGAAAA